Molecule: messenger RNA, 4664 nt
Organism: Aphanomyces astaci
Lineage: Eukaryota; Oomycota; Saprolegniomycetes; Saprolegniales; Verrucalvaceae
Exons: 11
Coding region: 67-4638 (1523 amino acids)
Molecular function (GO): protein binding
Source: RefSeq, a predicted model, not a curated record
CGCAAUCGCAGCUGCUACCAUCAAUCCCUCAGUACAUAGCGCUGCGACGCCCAUGCCCCACGACGCAUGCGUCGACGAAUAAAUGAGGGUGACGUGCAGGUUGAACUGAUUGAGGCAAAGAGCACUCAUCGCCGAUUUCUUCCGCGAGUGGCUGCAUAUGAAUUGAUACAAUUGGAUGACGGGCAAUUUCGAGUCCUCGAACGACCGCGCUCUGCUUCGGCCAUGAAUUCCAAAAAGUGUCCUCGACCACCCAUUCCAAGUCGCGCCGUGCGUGCAGUGCACAAACAGCGUGCCACAUCCGACAAACAGCCGUACUUAGAGUCCCUAGCAACCACCAGAUCAUCCAAGUCGUCGAAUUCCCCGGGCGUGUGGAGGGGUGGUGAUGACAAUUCCGGCGACAGCAAGCACGAUGACAAACUCUCCGUGCUGGAAGCUGCGUUGGUGGACAAGGUGAAGUGGCGGGAAGCGGCGGUACAGGAGAUGAUGGCCGCGAGCAAGACGUCAUCACGACAAUCCACCACACGUGUCCUGAAGUUGAUGCAGUGUGCGGCGGUGGUGCGCCAGCUGUCUGUGGACGUGGUCAACGCGCUCAAAGCGUGGCGCCACCACUCGAUGGACACCACAAAGGAGUUUCGAUGGCUAGGCCGCAACUACCUCGUCCAGAUGGCCAAUGACUUGGACUGGCUUGGAGACGAGGGGAUGCUCGCGCAUGCGUUGGGCAUUCCCACGUGCACAAACAACCCGUUGCUGUGCGCGAUCACGUUGACAGACCCCCACUGGCAGCGCUAUUGCGCCGCCCCCACGCCCGCCCGCCUGGCGCAGCUGCAAGCGACGUUGCACAUGUCCAACGAAGUGGAUGGGGACAUGCUUUUGACAAUUUUGGCCGUGAUUGCCAACGAACUCGACAGGCAUCCGCAUCCACUCGUUGUAGUUCUUCCUGUCGAAGGUGAAAUCGAUGUUCCCCUCAAUGAUGUCUCGAACGCCUCCUUGGCGCUCCCUCAUAACGAGGACAUCGACGACUGUGCUACCGCUGCCCGACGGCCCCUGAUUGUGUCUUGUUUUUACGCUUGGCUCCAACGCCACGACCUAUUCCAGCGGUACCAACGUGCGCGCCAGAAGCGAGAUACGGCACGGAUACAGCGCCUUUUUUUAGCGUGGCAUCGACAUGGCCUGGAAUGUGCACUGGCCCGACGUGUAAUCUGUCGACGUGCGUUUGCCACGUGGCAGUACCAGAUGCAGCGGUGGCGAACUGCGAAAUUGCUACGGCGCCAAGCGCGGCGCCGGUUGGCGAGGGCAGCGAUUCACAUGUGGCGAUCACAGACCGCAAAAUACCGAGCCGCUCGUCACAUUGCCGUGGCAUGGCUGCGACACUAUAGAAACUCCAGGCAGAAGAGGACGCGAAUGCAGAUGACGUCGACGGCUGCCGGCAACGGACAUGAGUUACAACUCAUGCGUGUGAAGCUCCAGACUGUUCAAGCUCGGUCUAUCCAGCGCCGAUGGCGAGAUAUGGUCGCUCAACAAAAGUGGGAACUCAAACUGCAAACGGUGCAAGCAGAAUCUGCACGCAUGAACCAACAGCUGCAGGCGCGGAUCAUUCAAAGCAAGUGGCGUGUAUUACGCGUCCAGCUUCAACAGCAACGCAACGUGCAUGCGGUCGCAGUGCAGCAGUGGUGGCGCCUUGCAAAAUCCAGCCAAGUCAGGCGAGGCCAGACACUAGCCUCAGCGAGAAUUCAAAUGUGGUGGCGGCAGCGAACCAAGGCACAGCGACGACGACGAUGCGUGACGGCUGCCAGAACAGUCCAAAGCUGGUGGCGAGCGCGUCGAGUUCGUCGGAUGCAGCUUCGCGUGGCCUCCACUGGGAUUCAAAUGCAGUGGCGGAAUUGCAUGCGACGAUGGCACUUCCGCUGCGUCUUUCGUCCCCUCACAACAGCGUGGCUCGUACAGGGCACCAUGCUGGCCAUCCAGCAGCGCCACCGGUGGCGAAGUCAAGCCAGUCGUCGACUUCAACGUUGUUGGGCAGCGUAUCGGCUACGCGUUCGAACCCACGCCCAAACAGUCCUUGCAAUGGUUUGGCGGCUUGUGACGUGGCGCCGCCAGCGUCGACGCGCAGUGUUGUCCAUUCAAAAAGCCUAUCGCACGUACGUGGAGUACCGGUGGUGGUUGUGGCAUUAUCGCAUGGCUACCCGCAUACAGCGCCUGGUACGGGCGUUUCUAAGGCGGCGACGCGCAGCCAAGACAUUGAUUGCAGCUGCCCGCAACUUUUUGAGCAAAAAGGUGUGGUCCACGGCUGUGGCUCUCGGCACAACCGCCGCGGACGAACCGUAUUACGCGCUGUGGAUAAGCCAAGGCGCGGCGUAUGUGAGCUGCAUCCAGAACCGCACACUAGCCUCGGCGAGAAUUCAAAUGUGGUGGCGGAAGCGAGCCAAGGCACAGCGACGACGACGAUGCGUGGCUGCUGCCAGAACAGUCCAAAGCUGGUGGCGAGCGCGUCGAGUGCGUCGGAUGCAGCUUCGGAUUGUAGCAUACGAGACAGUUUUACACGUCGUAUUUGCCUGUGACGCCAGACGCGUGGCCUCCACUGGGAUUCAAAUGCAGUGGCGGAAUUGCAUGCGACGAUGGCACUUCCGCUGCGUCUUUCGUCCCCUCACAACAGCGUGGCUCGUACAGGGCACCAUGCUGGCCAUCCAGCAGCGCCACCGGUGGCGAAGUCAAGCCAGUCGUCGACUUCAACGUUGUUGGGCAGCGUAUCGGCUACGCGUUCGAACCCACGCCCAAACAGUCCUUGCAAUGGUUUGGCGGCUUGUGACGUGGCGCCGCCAGCGUCGACGCGCAGUGUUGUCCAUUCAAAAAGCCUAUCGCACGUACGUGGAGUACCGGUGGUGGUUGUGGCAUUAUCGCAUGGCUACCCGCAUACAGCGCCUGGUACGGGCGUUUCUAAGGCGGCGACGCGCAGCCAAGACAUUGAUUGCAGCUGCCCGCAACUUUUUGAGCAAAAAGGUGUGGUCCACGGCUGUGGCUCUCGGCACAACUGCCGCGGACGAACCGUAUUACGCGCUGUGGCUAAGCCAAGGCGUGGCGUAUGUGAGCUGCAUCCAGCGACGCAAGCGCGGGUCCCUCCAACUGGACAAGGCGACGUGGAGGGUGCUCAACGCAUUACACAUGUUUCGCUCGUCCAAGGUCCGUACCAAGGACUGGGAGUUCGCCGCUCUCGAAGUGCUUGGGCAAGUGGAAGUGGUCGAGACAGAUACAACCAUCCAACUGACCAUGCCCCCCGAGUACGCUCUCGGAAAAGUGCUGCACCGGUCCGAGAGCCUCGCCCAAGUCAACAAGACAAAAACUACCAAACGAACGCUUACUGUCCUCGACGCGGCAGCUGGUCUGUCGAUUCCGGACCUCCUGGACAGCUUGAACGAUAACCGCGACGUCAACGAACGAGAUGCGGCGGGGCAAACGCCUUUGCACGUGGUUGUGGCUAUGCCACAUGAUGACAAACAGCAUGACGUGAUGGAUAUUCUCUUGGAACAUGGAGCCGACGUCCAUGCCAAGGAUUAUGACGGGGUGACGCCGUUGAUGAUCCUGGCUGGUCACGGCCAUCCCAUGUUGCUGGAUAAACUCAUGCAUGUUGCCCGACUCGACGCCGUCGACAACAAGGGCUACACGGCGUUGCAUCAUGCAUGUGCCAAGAACAACAGGCGGGCAUGCGAGUUGCUUAUCGAGACUGCGCGCGACCGCUGCGGGUCGUUGAACUGUGCGUCCUACGAUGGCACGUUCCCCCUGCAUGUACUCGCGAUCCUCGGUCACGUCGAAUGCGCCUGUGUGUUGCAACAAGAAAACACGUGGAACGUGAACGUUCGGGACGCCGAAGGGCGGUCGCCGCUGCACUUGGCGAUUGCGUACAAUCACUCGACAUUCGUCACGUUUUUGUUGGAGAUGGGGGCGGACCCAGACGUCCGAGACGUCCUCAGCCGAACGCCGUUGCAUUAUGCCAUGGAGUGCAAGUGCGGACUGGAAAUGGUGAGCUCGCUGAGAAAGUUCAAAGUCGAUUUGAACGCUGCCGAUGAGCGCGGGGACACUGCCCUUCACUGGGCAGCCCAUUCUGGCCAUCAAAAAUUGGUUAAUCACCUGGUAAAUUUGGGGGCCGACACUUUGCUACAAAAUUCAGAUUGGGAGACACCUGCCCAACUAGCAGCGGCAAACGGGUACGAAGGCUGCGUCGCCAUCUUUUCCCGGGCGUCGAAGAAGAAGCCUCAAUUCGUAGCGUCCCCUACAGCUGCCCCCGUCACUUCCUACGUGUCGAUGGAAUCUCACAGUGAACCUGCGGAUGCCACCAAGACUUGUGGAAAUGAUCUUAGCAGUGAGUUCGGUGCAGCUGCAAUGCCAGACGUUGAGGCAUCGCAAUGGGUUUACGACGAGUUUGGAGGGUGCUACGACACUGCAACGGGAACGUACUGGAGCCCAGAUGGCCUCGGCGGGUACUACGACGCGUCCCAACAAGUAGCAUACGCGGACAACAAUUCUAUCGAGUUCAGCUACGACAACGGCGAGUCUUAUGGUGACACCAACAACUACGACUACGGAGCAGCCGAAAACGAUUCGGCUCGUGCUGCAGAAAACGCCAAACCGUGGUCGGAUUACUAACGUAAAUGACCAAUUUAUGAUCACUU